AUGGGCGCGUGCAACUCGUGCGAGGCGACGGCCGUGGCGGCGGUGACGGGAGGCGAGGCGACGGCGGCGAGGGUCGUGCUCGCGGACGGCGAGCUGCAGAGGUUCCCCGGGGGCACCCGGGCGUCGCACGCGCUCAAGGCUUCGGACGCCGCCGCCGCCUCCCCUGUGCAGCGCCCAUGCUUCCUGUGCAGCGCGGACGGGCUGGAGCUCGGCGGCGCGGUGGCCGCGCUGGCGCUCGACGAGGAGCUGCAGCCCGGGCAGCUCUACUUCGUGCUCCCCGCGGCCAUGCGGCGGCGCCCGCUGCAGGCGGAGGAGAUGGCGGCGCUCGCCAUCCGCGCAAGCGCCGCGCUAGCGGGCGACCACGACGGCCCGCUCGUGUUUCCGGAUUCGGUCCCAGGCGCCGUGAAGGGGUCCCGGCGCCGCUCGCGGAGGACAGCCAGCCUGGGGCGAGACUUCGUGCCGGACCUCGGCUCCAUUAUGGAGUAGCUAGCCGGUUUGCCGUCCGGCGAGGAUCGGCCACCGGGGAGGAGACUUUGACUAAUGCUAAUGUAGCGUAGCUUAGCUGGCC
Molecule: messenger RNA, 568 nt
Organism: Lolium rigidum
Lineage: Eukaryota; Viridiplantae; Streptophyta; Magnoliopsida; Poales; Poaceae
Exons: 1
Coding region: 1-486 (161 amino acids)
Source: RefSeq, a predicted model, not a curated record